AUUUUAUUUGUUGUGUUUGGUAGGAUAAACCGACUUCUAGAAAGAAAGAAAAGAAGAAAAAAUAAAACACGUCUUAAGGAAAGGACAACUGAUGGCCGAACAAAAGAGAGAAAAGAAGAAGAAGGAUACAACUAAAGAGUCCUUUACAUGAAAUUGAACAGCAUGAGGCCCUCGGCCAGCCUGUCUAUAUUCUACAAAUUUUGGUGCCAAAAUCUCUUAGUUUCUCUGAUUUUACCAAAUAACUAAGAGCAAGAAGAUUACAGCAACAGGGAGCAAUGGAGGGAGAGAUGUACAAUUUGAUGAAGGUAUGGAUAUGGGUUUUGAUCUCUCUCUGCUAUUGUUAUGUCCUGGGAAAGGCAACCCCAAAAGGAACAAGAAGGCUUCUUUGUUUGCUACCAAUUGUUUGCCUAUUUCUCUACCUUCCCCUCAACCUUUCCUCCUUACAUCUAGGAGGCAUCAGUGCUUUCUUCAUUGCUUGGCUUGCUAAUUUCAAGCUCUUGCUUUUUGCCUAUGGUAAAGGCCCUCUAUCUUCAUCCCUUUCUUUACCUCGUUUUGUGGCUGUUGCUUGUUUGCCCAUCAAGAUCCAGCAAAACCAAUCUCCAAAAUCCCAUCUGAAUGGCCAAAACCCCAAAACCCCAUCUCCUCAAUUACAUCAAAAUGGCCAAAACAAGGAACACCCAAAUGCCCAAAACCCUCAAAAGGGCCAUAAAUCCCCAUCAAAUUAUGCAAUCAAGAUCCUUCUUCUCGCUGCCCUGCUUCGUGUAUAUGACUACAGGGAGUUCAUUCACCAUAUACUCAUCCUGGUUCUAUAUUCUUUUCAUAUAUACUUUGCUCUGGAGAUCAUUCUAGCCAUGGUUGCAGCCAUCGCUCGUGUGGUUCUGGGUCUUGAGCUAGAACAACAAUUCAACGAGCCGUACCUCUCCACUUCUCUUCAAGAUUUCUGGGGAAGAAGAUGGAACAUCAUGGUGUCAAGCAUUCUCCGACUCAGCGUCUACGACCCUCUUCUCCGCUUCGGAACUCCUCUUAUCGGCCGGAAAUGGGCUCCACUCCCCGCGGUUUUUGGCACCUUUGUGGUGUCGGGUUUAAUGCACGAGAUCAUAUUUUACUACCUGGGCCGCGUCAGGCCCACGUGGGAAAUCACUCGGCUCUUCCUCCUCCACGGAUUCUGCUUGAUGGUGGAGAUCGUUCUGAAGAAAAUCUCGACGGAAAAAGACAAACGGCGAUUGCCAAGAGUGGUGUCUACUCCAUUGACAGUUGGGUUCGUGUUGACCACUGGGUUUUGGCUGUUCUUCCCGCCACUUCUCCGGUGCAGGGCAGAAGAAAGGGCGUUUCAAGAGUACGCCGCCCUGGGUGCGUUUCUGAACAACAUCCGCCUUGCAUUAAUCUCUAGCUUACAGUCUUAGGGAUCGGAUUUGAAUCGUUGUUCGAGAGAGUGAAGGAGGGAUGUACUUAAACGUGAUUGGAUGUCACUGGACCCGAAGACCCAAGUUACAAUUGAUGUUAAUAAACUACUAUUAUGAAGGGAUAAUGGAUAAUGCGAGGAAUAUACUUCCCAACAUUAAUUGUGAAAUGCAGUUAGACCUUGGCAAACAAGCAGAUUGGAUCAAGUUCGAGUUGGGUCAACUUAAGUAAUGAAUUCUAUAAGUUGGG
Molecule: messenger RNA, 1650 nt
Organism: Rubroshorea leprosula
Lineage: Eukaryota; Viridiplantae; Streptophyta; Magnoliopsida; Malvales; Dipterocarpaceae
Source: the annotation of a GenBank genome assembly